CAUUGUUACUGGUCAAUACACUGACCUCACUGUUGGUAGUAGUGUCAGUAUUAUCUGUACUACAAUGCCCUCCAUCUCUAACAGUGUAAUAAAAUGGCAUUCAUCAUCAUUCAAUAGCAAUGAACUGAUCAUUGAUCCCGUGAUGCUCUCUCAUAAUAACAACACAUUCACUUGUGUAGUAUCAUCAGAUUUACUGGCUAUCAAUCUGACCAAGUCUAUUACUAUUAGUGUAUUAGAUACCAGUGUCUCAUCUGUUACUGUCCAAUCAUUAUCAUCGUAUGUUAUUGGUGACAAUGUAUCAAUAGUGUGUACUAUUAGUCUCACUAAUGCUAUUGGUCCUGAUGUUUCUUCACUCGUAGUGAACUGGUUUAAAAAUGAUCAUAUAAUAACAAAUAAUAUCAGUAUUAAUGGUUCAUUAUCAACAUUUCAUAGUAUCGUGACAUUAACACAGGUUUCACCAACUGAUGCUGGAGCAUAUACUUGUAAUGCAUCAAUUAAUGGAUCUAAUAUAAUAGUGUCUGAUUUAAAACCCUUGUGUGUAAAAGAUCUUGUUCCUUUUAUUCAAAAUAAUGGUAACUUCACAGAUCUAUCACUGGGAUAUAGUGCAACAAUACAGUGCGUGAAUCUCUCAUCACUUAAUGGAAUUACCAUGAGAUCCAUAAAAUGGACUGAUUCAGAUGGUACUAUUGUCAGUAGCAAUAAUACAUUAAUACUACCUAAUGUGGUACCAUCAAUUAAUAACACUGAAUAUACUUGUACUGUAGAAGUGGAUAUCAAUCCAGUGACUUGUUUACCAGACAACAAGACAAUUAUCGUUUUUGUUAAAAGUAUUGAUUAAGAAAUUAAGAAUGAUCCUUCUUUAUAUUUGAAAUUAUAUUUAGGGACAUAUGUGAGUUCAAUUGUGAUGUCUUCUCAGUUAUCAUUCCUAAUCAAUUCAACAGUAAAGAUUAACUGUUACAUAAUUCUUAAUACUCCUGUUGGUCCUGGUAUACAACCCAACGUCACUUGGUAUCAUGAUAUGACUAAUAUUACACACAAUAGUUCAUUAAUAAGGGACUUAGAGCUUGACAAUCUCUUUACUUCAAUACUUACUAUUGAUUCAGUACAAGUAUCUGAUGCUGGUGUAUAUCAUUGCAAUGCUAGGAUUGGUUCUAAUGUAACUACCAAAAAUGUCAGUUUAGAUCUAUGUGUAACAGUUAAUGAGACACUACCAUCAGUAACAGAAGAGCUAUCCCUUGGUCAGUAUUAUUCAAUUGAUUGUAUCACUGGACCAGUACCUACUGGAGUAUCAGUAUCCUGGCUACUUACUAAUGGUUCUAUUUAUAGUAACAAUAAUACACUAAUGAUACCAUCAAUACUACCAUCACAUAAUAAUACACA
Amphimedon queenslandica is the source of this 1380-nucleotide messenger RNA. RefSeq names its product titin-like. Gene Ontology annotation, cellular component: adherens junction. NCBI's taxonomy places the organism in Eukaryota, Metazoa, Porifera, Demospongiae, Haplosclerida, Niphatidae. The transcript is spliced from 4 exons. Gene Ontology annotation, biological process: homophilic cell-cell adhesion; heterophilic cell-cell adhesion. The coding region runs from base 65 to 838 and encodes 257 amino acids. The record is from RefSeq and is a predicted model, not a curated record.